AUGGGGAAAGAGGAAUUGGGAUUAUGGGAGGUUGGAGCGCAGAGCAAAGGGAAAGAGGCACAGAGGGUUGGGGGCCUCGGCUUGACGGCUACUUGUGGAGGUUUGGAUACAGAAUUUGUUCCUAGUGUCCAAGACUUUGAUGAGAAACUUACAGAGGCUGAUGCUUACCUACAAAUCUUGACAGCACAGUUAAAGCUUUUUGAUGACAAACUUCAAAACUGCAAAGAUGAUGAACAGAGAAAGAAAGUUGAAACUCUCAAAGAGACAGUAAAUAGCAUGGUAGAAUCAAUUAAACACUGCAUUGUGUUGCUGCAGAUCACUAAAAGUACUAUUAAUCCUAUGGAUGCAAUACAUCAGCCUAGUCCCUUGGAACCUGUGAUCAACACAGUGCCCUCCCAGACUGUCUUACCUCCAGAACCCUCUCAGAUGUGUAAGUCAGAGCAGCGUUCAUCUACUCUACCAGUUGGACCUGUAUUAGCUACUACCUUGGGACAUCAUCAGACUCCAACACCAAAUAGUACAGGCAGGGGGCACUCACCAACUAGUAGCAGUCUAACUUCUCCAAGCCAUGCCAACUUGUCUCCAAACACAGUCCCAGAGUUCUCUUAUUCUAGCAGUGAAGAUGAAUUCUAUGAUGCGGAUGAAUUCCAUCAGAGUGGCCCAUCCCCAGAGCACUUAAUAGAUUCCUCUGGUUCUGCGUCAGUCUUGACACACAGCAGCUCAGGAAAUAGUGUAAAGCGCCCAGAUACCACGGAAUCACUUAAUUCUUCCAUGUCCAAUGGAACAAGUGAUGCUGACCUUUUCUAUUCACAUGAUGAGAGAGAUGAUGAAGGGGAGGCAGGGUCGGUGGAAGAGCACAAGAGUGUUAUCGUGCAUCUGUUGUCACAGGUUAGGCUUGGAAUGGAUCUUACUAAGGUAGUUCUUCCAACAUUUACUCUAGAAAGAAGAUCUCUCUUAGAAAUGUAUGCAGACUUUUUUGCACAUCCGGACCUGUUUAUGAGUUAUUAGUGACCAGAAGGAUGCCAGAGACUGAAUGGUUCAGGUUGAAAAAUGGUACCUCUCAGCCUUUCACGCAGGAAGGAAAGGAUCGGUUGCCAAAAAGCCAUACAACCCCAUUUGGGGUGAGAUCUUUCAGUG
Molecule: messenger RNA, 1137 nt
Organism: Kogia breviceps (pygmy sperm whale)
Lineage: Eukaryota; Metazoa; Chordata; Mammalia; Artiodactyla; Physeteridae
Source: RefSeq, a predicted model, not a curated record